Nelumbo nucifera (sacred lotus) is the source of this 1362-nucleotide messenger RNA. It is a transcript of the gene AAR3, whose product is annotated as defective in cullin neddylation protein (DUF298). The record is from RefSeq and is a predicted model, not a curated record. Gene Ontology annotation, biological process: protein neddylation. Lineage: Eukaryota; Viridiplantae; Streptophyta; Magnoliopsida; Proteales; Nelumbonaceae. Gene Ontology annotation, molecular function: ubiquitin-like protein binding; cullin family protein binding; ubiquitin conjugating enzyme binding. Gene Ontology annotation, cellular component: ubiquitin ligase complex.
GAUCAGUCUCCCUUUUAUCUCUGUUUAUCGACCCUCGGAUGGAACUCAAAAAUCUGGUAUAGCGGGAGAGGGAGAUAGUGUUAUCAAGCUCAGCUUGCCUCGGCCUGGCUCAGGGCCUUCAUGCAUGAAAGCUAAGAAGAAUUUCUUCAAUUCUUGAAGCCCUAGCUCGCACGAGCCGCAAUUGUCAUUAGCCGAUGGGUUCUCCUGGUCCCAAUCGUAUCGAUAUCUUCGAGAUUUACAGGAGAUAUUGCGACAUUAGAUCAGGAAACAAAUAUGCCAGCUUGAGGGAUGCAUUAGCAAAACUCUUGAAACAAGUGGAGGAGUCAAGGGUGCAAAAGAGGUUUUCUUCCAGUGACAGGCUAAUUUUUGAGGACCUUUCAAAGCUCAUGUCACGUUUAGACUUGAUGGUAGAUUCUUGUCAAUUUGCACGCUUCUAUGACUUUGUGUUUUUCAUGUGCCGUGAAAAUGGUCAAAAAAACAUAACUGUAAGCAGGGCUAUAGCAGCUUGGCGAUUAGUUUUGGCAGGAAGAUUUCGCUUGCUUAAUCAAUGGUGUGGCUUUGUUGAGAAAAAUCAAAGGCAUAAUAUCUCAGAGGAUACCUGGCAACAAGUUCUAGCAUUUAGUCGGUGUGUACAUGAAGAUCUUGAAGGGUAUGAUCCUAAAGGUGCCUGGCCUGUACUUAUAGAUGAUUUUGUUGAACAUAUGUACAGAGUCACCCGUUCCAAUGCUUGCAGCACUCUGAGUUGUGGCUGUAACUGUGGUGACCCGGAAGCUGAACCAUGCAUAUCUGAUGACUCUCUUCCUGGAUUGAAUGUUUUCUCUGGUUCGAAGAGGAAGUUGCUUAUGGACUUUGAUCAGCCUGAAUUUGAAUCAUCAAAAUCUCCCUGUUGGAAAUCCUCACAUGCAGAGCUUUCAUUGAAUUCUAAGAGAAGUAGAAUUUCUCCAGCUCAUAAACCAGAGUACUGGGAGGAUAAUCCACCUGGUAAUGCUACAGAUGACUACAUGGAAAUAGUUAAGAAUAAUAGCCCGUUGGCAUCCUCAAACAACUCGCCAUGUGCAGUUGAAGGUAGUCUGUCAAAGGGAUUUGCAGGACUCCUAUCAACCAGUUCUUGCUUGCAGUUUGAUCAAAAAAGGAGGGUCUCUUUCACAUAAUAAUGGCCACCAUAAUACGACUACUAAAAACCGAAGAAAAGAAUAUCUUGUUGCGAGUGGAAUUAAUCGAAGUCUCCAGUUUACUACCUGAUUUUGUGUUAUUUUGGUCAUUGGAAGCUCUUUGAUUUUUGAUUCAUCGAUGCUUGUUUUUGUAUUCUACUGUUAUAAAUCAUAAAUCAAUGACAUCGUUUAAUUUGUUUGCGGAAAAGUA